Messenger RNA from Danio rerio (zebrafish), 1317 nucleotides. It is a transcript of the gene arl3l1, whose product is annotated as ADP ribosylation factor like GTPase 3, like 1. NCBI's taxonomy places the organism in Eukaryota, Metazoa, Chordata, Actinopteri, Cypriniformes, Danionidae. Gene Ontology annotation, molecular function: GTPase activity; GTP binding. Gene Ontology annotation, cellular component: centrosome; Golgi membrane. The record is from RefSeq and is marked provisional.
GGCAACGUGUGAAGUAAAUCGUUUUGAGGGAAGAGAACCCAAUAACAAACCCAAAUCUCACCUGGAUUUAUCCUGCAUAGAAUGUAGCUGUGCUUUCUCUUUCUUUAGCAAGACUUUCACAGCACUAUGGGAGAAGUCCAAAAGGGUUUGUUUUCAGUUAUCGAGAAGUUAAAGGGAACUACAGAGCAAGAGCUUCGGAUAGUCCUUCUUGGUCUGGAUAAUGCUGGAAAAACCACUUUGUUAAAACAACUUGCCUCUGAAGACGUGAACACCAUUACACCGACUCAGGGUUUUAACAUUAAAAGUGUGACGUGUGAUGGCAUGAAGCUGAACGUGUGGGACAUUGGAGGGCAGAGGAAGAUUCGCCCCUUCUGGAAGAAGUACCUAGAAAACACUGAUUUACUGAUCUACGUGAUUGACAGUGCAGACAAAAAGAGAUUUGAGGAAACAGGACUGGAGCUGUCAGAGCUCAUCGAUGAGGAGAACCUGAAAGGUGUGCCAUUGCUCAUCUUUGCCAAUAAACAGGAUUUAGCCACAGCUUCACCGGCCAGUGAAAUUGCUGAAGGCCUCAACUUGCACACAUACCGGGACAGAGAAUGGCAAAUCCAGGCUUGUUCUGCUGUUUCUGGAGAGGGUGUACAGGACGGCAUGAACUGGAUCAGCAACAAUAUUGUAAAUAAGAAGAAAUGAAUCUGUUUUUUUCCAAGUGUCAUUUUGUAUAAACACUCUGAUAAUUCCGUUAGCAAAAACCACACAUAACGUAUUUACUUGGGAAAACUCGUUUUGUAAUGAUAUUAAUGAUCUUCCAUCUGUUUGUAAAUUGGCUGCCAACAUUGAGUGGCAGAAACGCAACAAAACAAAUCAUUUUCCCCUCUCAGUAUCUCCUAUGAGUGCUUUUGUUGCUCUCAUACAAGACAAGCUUCCUUACAAUCUGUAAAUCACUCUGUCAGUGUCACAUUUCUGAGAAAUAUGACACACCAGGGCAUAAAUAAUGCACACAAGCAAGAUUUACAGCCUAAAAUAAGGAUGAGGCAUUUGUGUAUAUAUCAGAAACACGUAGAGUUCUUCAGAGGUUUUAUAUAGUUGUCAAACCAGCAUAAGAAAUACUCUUGUACUUUUUGAACAAUGAUUUUUGAAACCCAUGUUUUUUUUUUGUUUUUUUUUUUGCGACUGUAUGACUGGAUUUGGUAGUUUCGAUGAUUCUCCUGUGUGGGCAUUAUGUGCAUAUGAUUAUGUAAAAUCAGUCUGUUACCACAUUUUUCCUAGUUAUUUAAGAUUAUGACUACUAUUGUGAUUCAAACAAGCUCCUGGACUAGU